Molecule: messenger RNA, 2745 nt
Organism: Truncatella angustata
Lineage: Eukaryota; Fungi; Ascomycota; Sordariomycetes; Amphisphaeriales; Sporocadaceae
Exons: 2
Coding region: 1-2745 (914 amino acids)
Source: RefSeq, a predicted model, not a curated record
AUGGAAUCACCCAAUAGCAGUCGUGGAAGAGGUCGUUUCUCAGCAAGAAAGCGCAGCACUGUCCCUGCUCGCUCAAAUUCUCAACGACGCUCAGAGCCUUCUGAGAUGCCGUCAUCCACCCCAGCCGCCCCAGUGGCGCCGGCAUCAACCUCAUUCACUUUUGAGACCCCAAGCCCAUCCAAUACUAGAGGCACACGGAUGCGGACACGGAACAUUGAUGGUACCAAUGCUUCGCCUGAGGAUGCCACAAGCAAAGGCGGCCGCUCUCUCCGGAAGCGCACUCGCAUCGAUUAUUCAUUCGACCAAGACGAGGAGGAGCAGAGCAUAGAUGCCAAGCCAACUCCCACGACUACUCGUUCAUUGAAGAAGCGUAAGGCUGACCCUUCAUCCCAGUAUGACGAUUUUGGAGAGGACUUUGAGCCUGCGAUCAAGCAGCGGCGGACAUCGGAACUACCGUCCAAACCAACCGUGCGACGUCAUACCAGCAGAAAGUCGAUGAUCGAGCUGAGUGCGUUUAUUGCAGAUCAGCCUCAUGACGGUAUAGCGGUUCAAGACACUAUUGAGGUCGGCGGCCAUCGCUCUCAGCAGUUCUCAGCGGGAUCAUCUCAACGGCGUAGCUCGAAUAUUUCGCAGAAAGAUAUCUUUUCUGAACAGCUAACUACGGAGCAGCCAGGUCUGAGAGCUGUCUUCCCUAUGUCUUCCCCCCAACCUGUAUCUUCACCUAUUUCCUCAAUUGAGCUCACUGAUGAGCCAGAGACCGACAUCAAGUCAGAAGUUCAAGAGGUCUCCAUCCCCAAACUCGAGAUGGCAGCCGUUAGCUCCACAGUGUCUCAUCAGCCAGAGAUCGAGGAGCCUCUCGAGCAUCUGUCUGCCUCGAGCCCUGCUCCCAUUGUUGCACGUUCGUCUCCUGCGCCGGCGACUAAAGAGGACCCCGAGGAUCCAUACUCGCACCUGACUCCGUAUAUCAGUGGAGCCAAUGUGUACUAUCCCACCCUUCAAGCCACUGCGGUUGCACCCUCAACCGAACCAGACGGUAUCGCCGAUGACACUCCUGUUGAUGAAGUCCUGGAGGAUCCCAACGAAUUGCCGGAUGAUAGCACACCGGCUGGGUCGCCUGCUCCUGUUGAAGACACGGCCGCCAAUUCCCCAGCGGCGGAAAUAGGAACACCAGACGUCGCGGCAGUCAUACCGAAGAAGCAGUACCCUUACAAAAAGCUUCGACCUGCACAAGAUUUCAUUGAUUUCAUCGCUGAUUAUGAGACUCUAUCACCUGUAGAGUUGUGGGCACGGCUGGAACAUUUGACCGGUGUUCUGGAAACGAUACAGAACGAGCACAAUGAUUGUCGUAAGCUAUUAGAUGACGAAGACAAUGCCGUCAAAUAUCAACAAGAAGAAUCGGUCUUCCAACACCGUGUCAAAUUAGCACGCAGCAAAGACCCUAACGCCAAUCCUCUUCGCAAGGAGUUCGUGGUCAAGGGUAUCCGAGCCCCAAGACAAGAUGCAAUGAUCGAAUAUGCCAAGCAACAGGAUCGUGUCAUGGCCAACGCCUACGGCUUUGAGUAUGAUGAUCGAGAUUCGAAGAUCUCCCAGCAAGACCCUAUUGGUCAAAGAGGUGGCAUCGGCAAAGGCCGCCUGCGGGACAGGCCUAAGCAGACAGCUAAGGCGGCCGAAGCUGUCGACGAGGGCCCUGUUGUUCAUGGCAAACGCACUAGGAAGGCGCCCAAUCUGUUUGGUGUGGGUGACGUCGAGCCGGCUAGCAGAGGCUCGACUCCGGCUCCAGCAUUGCCACGUAAGCGACGUGGUCGUCAAGCAGCCGAAGACAAUGAUGUCCCGGGCGCUGUCGGCGAAACCCCCAUCGAGGAAUCUCCGAAGAAGCGCGGCAGAGGUGGCCGACCUCGUAAGAAUCCUCUUUCGGCUGUCGUACUCGAGGAUGAUCACAUGCUCGAUCUCGACGCCGAGGCCGAAAUGCAAGAAGAGACUCGUACAUCACGCAAGCGUAGAAGAAGACAUGUGGAUGAUGAUGAGGAUUUUCUCACCAACGGCACCAACGGCCAGACUCAUCUUGGUGUAGGUACUCGCCGCCGCAACUCUCGCCUUGGCCUUGGUGAGAUACCGUCUGGCUCCUUCUACAGUAACGCGUCUACUCAACCCAAUGAAGAGUCUCGUCCUAAUACAUCGUCGUCAACUGCAACUGCUUCGACUUCUGCGUCCGCCUAUGGACUGCGCGAGAAGCGACAGAAGCGCUUUUCUCUUGACGACGAUGAAGACGGAGACUUCGAGGACGACGAACAACCCAAGCCCAAACGAGUUCGCCGUGUUCCCAAGAAAGUCCAAGAGCAAGAUUUUGCCAAUAUCACCCCUAGUAACAUCCCUGGCAAUGAACCACCUGUCGCCGUAGUGCCAAGAGUGCCUAGAAUAAGGGUCAAGAAUUCCAAUCCUACAGCAUUAUCAGCAUCCGCUCAGGCCGCUGCGCCUCCCAGCGCUGCAGCAAGUUUGCCACCUAGUGGUGACUCUACACCUGCACAAGUCGCCAAUGGUGAUAUCUUUGAGGAGAACAAAGAUUAUGGCCAGUUGACCAAGUCUGAAAAGAUGUCGAUGAGCAUGAAAGCUCGUUGGGCUUCUGGGUCCAUGUCGAACGCAGUUGCUAAGAGACGUGCUACCCUUGCAGCCAAGAAGGCGGCAAAUCAGACACCAGUGCCAGAAGGUACUCCCGAGGUCGUUUUGGAGCAACAAGGACAGGCGUAA